Nasonia vitripennis (jewel wasp) is the source of this 1144-nucleotide messenger RNA. RefSeq lists its product as uncharacterized. The record is from RefSeq and is a predicted model, not a curated record. Lineage: Eukaryota; Metazoa; Arthropoda; Insecta; Hymenoptera; Pteromalidae. Bases 633 to 1085 code for a protein of 150 amino acids. The transcript has 4 exons.
AGUUACGUAAUCACAUGUUUAUUCUCGUCGCAGAAAAAAUCCUUAAAAAAAGCCCAGUUCGAAGCAGAAGAAAACAUGUACGUACAAUCGGCCCAUCGCGAAAAAUCAUUAAAUCAAACCCUCCGCAACUCGGCACAAAUCCAAGCGCGAAAUCGCUUCUCCAGCCCUGCGAAAAAAACCCUUCCCCUCCGCGACCCAAACAAAGUCGAAUAACCUCCCAUCCAAAAAAAAAAAAAAACUCUCCCAGACGUCUGGUAAAAAAAGUGCCCUAGAAUAUAGCACAUAUACAGCAGCAUAGCAGUCGCGUAGCCACGUCAGAGAGGCCCGAAUGGCGGCGACGGGUCUGCGCGCGCUCGUGUUGCACGACCAAAAUAAAGCCGGCGCGUCUAGUCUCUCUCACUCGUAUAUGCGUGUAAGCGAAUGAGGUAAGAGAUGAAAUAUUAAAUAGGCUCACCUUUGGGGUACUCGACGAGGGUUAGGGACAGCGGGACCCAAGCAGCGGCGGCGUCCUGGGCAUGAUGAUGGACGGCGCCGCCGAGGAUAUCCUCGGAGGAUGCCAUGCUCCGCUGCUAUACUGCCUUUCGCCGCCAGUAUGAUCACCGCGGCAGUCGACACUACUGUACGUGCCUGUGAUGUCUAGACUGACGCCCCCCGCGCGCGCGCGCGCGCACAUGCGCUGCGCUAUACGCCACUAUGCCAAGGUUGGCGACACAUUUGAUCAUAAUUCAUUCAAAUUGAUGUGUGCUAAUAUGAUUAGAAAGAGCAACAUUGAUAAUACUCCAAAAACAGCAGAUAUAAUAAAAAUUCUGCAUAACGAACAGAAGCAACUGCAGCUGUUUGAAAUAUAUUUAAAGAUUCUUCACAAACUUUUGUCACAAAAUAAGGAUGAUUUUAUACUGGAUAAAGAAAAAAAUAUGAAAGCAUCUGAAGGACUCAUGUUAGGAUGCCGGAGUGUGAUUGGAAGAUUAGAUGAUCUUCUUGAGAAUGCUUUGCCAAAGAAAUCGCAGAAGAAAGGUAAUAAAAUAGUAUAUGGCCUGAUAGCUGGAGGCAUAGGUGUGGUAGUACUAGUGUACAUAUUCCGAUAGUAACCCCUUAUCUCAUUUUUGUAAGAUAUUAGAAUAUAUGUUUUAUUACUUUUCUAAAA